Salvelinus sp. IW2-2015 is the source of this 1309-nucleotide messenger RNA. NCBI's taxonomy places the organism in Eukaryota, Metazoa, Chordata, Actinopteri, Salmoniformes, Salmonidae. The record is from RefSeq and is a predicted model, not a curated record.
GAAUACUCUGGCUAACAGCUGUGGAACAGGAAUCCGCUCCUCCACUAACGACCCCAGCCGCAAGCCCCUGGACAACAGAGUGUUGCACAGUCAAAUUCUACAGCCAGAACUUCGCCACGAGCUUCAAGGAGAGCGAGAUGAACGCCAUCGCGGCGGACAUGUGCACCAACGCCCGCCGCGUCGUCCGCAAGAGCUGGAUCCCCAAGCUGAAGCUGCUCAUGGCCGAGGGCGACGCGUACUCCGCCUUCCUCCCUGACGCCAAGAUGGAGGCCGACGCCCUAGGGGCGAGCCAGGCUUUGAACCCAACUCCCUGGAGGGUGCCGAGACAGGCGGCCUCGUCCGGCGAGUCGCUGCAGGAGUGGGCAGCGACGGAGGCACUUUGUUUUAGAUGGGGAGGUGAGUACAGAAGUGUUUAGAAGACGAAUGAUGAUGAUGAUGAAUACCUAUAUUUCCCUGUACUCCCCUCUUUCUUCUCCUCUGGGGUGUGGCCAUCCCCCUGACCCUUUGCCUUUUGAUCCUCCGAUAUGUGACUCUGAAACGUUGCUAGGGAAACAGGGGUUGUUACCAGGAUGUUAACCAGGAAGUUAUGCUUUAAUUUGAAAGCGAAAGUCCAAGCAAUCGUAACUUCUUAAUAUGGUUUCUGCUGUAUAUUAGUAUGGGGUAGAGAAAGGGUGAUGGGUUUGUGGGGUUGCAGUAUUUUUAUUUAUUUACAUUUUUAGUUUUUUAACCAAAUUCCUGCCUCUCCAUAUCAAAACACAUUCCCCUGGUUUUGAAUGUAGAUGUCAGCAACAUUGCACAAUGUCAGUCUGAACGAUUGUAUCCCAACCUCUUGAGGAAAAACAAACUGACAGAAAGAUAACUACUCUAUGGAUAUGAGAGAGACUGUAGUUUCUUUCUAGAAUGAGAGAAAAGGGGAGAGAGGGAGCGAUAGAAAGACCCCUACCCCACCAGUCCUCCAACCCCACACCCUUCUGUGACCAGAACAAAAGGAUUAGCCCUCGGUUUAAUGUACUGUCUCUCUUGUAGCUGUUAUGAUCACAGCUCCUUUCUCUGUUUGUAACAUGGAUCCAGAGAUGAGGACUACAGGUUGUACCAUAAUUGUAAAGAAAUCCAAGGGAACAGAAAAAGACGGUCAUAUUUUUUUGAAUAUGUAUUAUACAACCGUGGGUGUGUACAGAGAGAAAGAGAGGGAUUGGUUUUUAAAUCUCUGUUUUAUUGUAUUUUGAACAGCUGUUUUUGCAAAGAAAGUCCUGCUCCGAUAAAUAAGAUUUAAAAGCAAAUAAAUAAAAGUGCUAUUUUUGCAUAAAAA